GGUGUUAUGAAAUACGCUGCCAUAUACUUACUGUGCUUUGUUACCUUAACAUCUUCGGUCAGUGAGUAUCCGAAGCUUAUGAUAAUAUCAUUCGACGGUUUUCGAUACGACCAGUUGGAUGCAAAGUUAGUGCCAAACAUAACAAAAUGGGCCUCUUUGGGCGCUCAAUUUACCAAUGGAGUUGCUUCGCAGUAUCCAUCUUUUACUGCUGUAAACCAUAUGGCCAUUGCUACAGGCCUCUUUACUGAAAGUCAUGGCAUCGUCUCAAAUGUUUUCUUUGAUAAAACUUCGGCGAAGGUAUUUGAUUACUGGAAUGACACCAAAACACCAGGUGUUCUCGAAGCAUCAAUAGAUACGUCGUGGUUCAAAGGAGAGCCAAUAUGGGUGACAAACGAAAGAAGUGGUGAUGGAAGACGGUCCGCGUGCCUAAAUUGGCCAUUUUGCGAAACGGCAUUCCCUACAAAACCGGCACGAGCUUCCAUAUACAGAGCUUGGACGCAUUUUCGCCCAUUGGAGGAGUGGAGGACUGAUGUUGAUGAAAUAAUUGAGCUGUUCACCAACACUCAUUCGCCUGUCAACUUCGUAGCUUGGUAUAUUGGCGAACCUGACCAUGUUUUACAUACACACGGCUUCUACGAUGGCGAGUAUGAAGCAGUGAUGCGAAAGCUAGACAGCCUUUUUGGGUACCUUAUAGAAAAGAUGAAAGAGAGUGGUCUCGACGACAAAGUGAAUAUCAUUUUCACGGCAGAUCAUGGACACACUCAGGUUGACGGAGUGGACAGCGUAUUGUGUGUGGAAGACUAUGUGGACUUCACUCGGAUACAUAUUGGUCUACAUAUGAUCUACACUUUCAAUACGAAAUACUCUGACCAGGUCUACCGAAAGCUGAGCAGAGCUAUACAAGAGAAUGGUUACAAAAUCAAAAUCUUUACCAGAGAGACGUUUCAUGAUCGAUACCAUUUUACGAAAAUGAGCUCAAGAAUUGGAGACAUUAUACUCGAGCCGGAAUAUGGCAACGAAAUACGGUUUGACUGUAGCGCUGUGAAAGAAGCACAGAGGCAUAAUCAGAAACUACACAUAUCAACGCAUGGUCUGAACCCAGAUGAGCCUGAAAUGCGUGCAGUACUCGUUUUGAGAGGGCCCGAUAUUACCAAAGAGCAGAAGAUAACUCAAGUUCCUCAAAAUAUUGAUCUCUAUCGCUUAAUGUGCUCUCUUCUUGAUGUCAUACCUGCUCCAAACAAUGGAACGAUGCAAACAUUCAACAGUUACCUUGAAUUUACCCGAAAACAAGAAUCGUGCUUUUCUGAUUCCGUCAUAAUCAUAGUUCCUCUAGUUGGCAUGACAGCAUUACUAGCCAUUAUGGCAGCAACAGGCUGCUGCAAGAAGCUCUGCACUAGCGAUCGUACAAAAUCACAACAGGGAUCCCACAGCGCUGAGGCAGGAGAAGAUAGUAAAAAAUUCAUCGAAAAAGGAGGUCCCCUGACAAGAGAAGAAGUCAGUCCUUAGACAGAACCCUAUACUGAUUGCAACUUCAUUUGACCGCUAAAGGUUCGAGAAUGUUUUUAGUGCACAUUAUAUGUAUUUUAUUCGACCCAUUCUGACCCGCAGCUUUAUGCUCCUAUUCAUAAGCUUUUUGUUGACACUUCAAUGAAUUCAACAUACAUCCACAGUCAUCA
Cylicocyclus nassatus is the source of this 1676-nucleotide messenger RNA. The record is from the annotation of a GenBank genome assembly. Lineage: Eukaryota; Metazoa; Nematoda; Chromadorea; Rhabditida; Strongylidae.